Linum tenue is the source of this 1553-nucleotide messenger RNA. NCBI's taxonomy places the organism in Eukaryota, Viridiplantae, Streptophyta, Magnoliopsida, Malpighiales, Linaceae. The record is from the annotation of a GenBank genome assembly.
GAUAGCGUUUGUUUUUUUUUUUUUUUGGUAGAAACUAGAAAGGAUAGCGUUUUCCGCCUAAACCAGGAAAUCCUUUCCGGAUAAGCAGAAAACGAUCAGCCAACGCACCACACCAGCACAACCAGCUCCCCUCGCCGCCGGUCUCUGGAAAAAAACACUUGUUAGUUGCAGAUGGAGUCUCUGGGACUUCCUUCUCUCAACCUCCUUCGAGCUUCUCAUUCAACUUCACAUAUAUGGAAGACCCCAAAACUGCUGGCCAGCAAUGUGCAUAUCUCACAUCACUUCGCAUUUGCUACUCCUUUGAGUCGGACAUCCGCCGCCAAUAGAAGCCGCAAUCCUGCCGUUGUAGAUGUACGAGCUUCCAGUGAAGACAUUGAACUGAAGCAGAUGAGAGAUAUGGCAGCUGCUAAGAAGAGAUGGGAUGCUAUGGUACUUUUUCCCAGUGUUUAUCUGCUACCAUUGCUCUCCUUAUUAGGAUCCAUAUAGAAAUUCUAGUAGAAUGUCAUACAUUUUUUUAUCCGUGUGAAUGUGAAGCUUAGGGAAGGAAAAGUGAAGAUUCUUACACCGAGGGAAGCAGGGUAUGCAAUUCAAUUGUCUAACAAAACUCUUCUGGACGUUCGGCCCUCUGUUGAACAUGAAAAGGCAUGGGUUAAAGGCUCUUCGUGGAUUCCCAUCUUUGAAGUUGAUAGCGAGCUUGACAUGGGAGCAGUUUCAAGAAACAUCACAAACUUUGUCAUGGGAGGUUGGUGGAGUGGUAUGCCUACACUUUCUUACAACAAGUAAUGGAGCAAUUACCUGGCUUAGUAACAUGUUGAGUUAUGGUUGCCAAAAAAAAAAAAAAUUGAGUUGCAUGUUAUUGUUUGUACUUUCUUUGCUUGCCAGCCAAUUCUUAACAAGGGUUGAGGAGAAAUUCCCAAAGGACACAGACAUUAUUGUUGCAUGCCAGAAAGGGUUGAGAUCUCUUGCUGCUUGUGAACUACUGCUUAAGGCGGGUUAUUCAAACAUUUUCUGGGUUCAAGGGGGUCUGGAGGCUGCAGAAGAAGAGGAUCUUGUACGAGAAGGACCUCAGCCUUUCAAGUUCGCAGGAAUAGGAGGCAUUUCUGAAUUCGUUGGGUAUAAAUCGUCUCCUGAUGCCUCUUAUUAUUUCAUUUCAAUCAUCUAGUGGACAGACCAACAAAGAGCUGCUGCUGCCAAAGAAGGCUGGGGAUACCGGUUACUGUUCUCUGCCCGUCUGGUUGGGCUGGUUAUUGCUGCUGAUGCCUUAUUUAUUGGGGUACAGCAAGUGGGUCAUUACAUUCAGGAGAUGCAGACGCACUAGAGCAGGGCCUUCGUUGUUGAUUCUUUGGAUGUUUUUGAUCAACGAGUAGUAUAGGAGAGUAUGCAAAGAUUUGGCGGAAUGUGCAAAUGUCGGUCUUUCAUUUGAUAAUAGUAAAAUUAGAGCAACGUUUACCUGUUCGGUCUUCAUUUGAUACUUAAGAUAAAUAGGUGAUACAAUCACAUUAAAAUAUCGCAAACGAUAUCGAUCCUUUGAGUAGCUAGAUAUCAACUACUAA